Molecule: messenger RNA, 615 nt
Organism: Epithele typhae
Lineage: Eukaryota; Fungi; Basidiomycota; Agaricomycetes; Polyporales; Epitheliaceae
Exons: 1
Coding region: 1-615 (204 amino acids)
Source: RefSeq, a predicted model, not a curated record
AUGCCUCUCAUCGUCUCUACCCCAGCCAGCGGGGGCGUGUACAACAACAGCAGCAUCAGCAACUUCACCCUUAUCCAAACGAGUGCAACGGGGGAGAACUGUGAGCACUUCUUGUACGUGCGCGGCCUACGUAUGCUUACACUGAGCUCACUAGGCCUUCUGUCCUCCCACCCCUAUACGUUAUGGCUAUGGAUCGUCCUCGCGGUUUCCGCCGCCGGUUUCUUGGCAAUCGCCAUCAGAAAAGGAACGAGGGCCGUCAACAGCCUCACACAAGCAAUAUUGGCCGCGGGCACAACCGCUCUCUCGGACCGCACCGCCCUUCUCCCGGCGCCUCCUGCUUGUACUCCAAGCGACACUCCCACUCCAUCCGAGCAGCCCCCGGAGGACUCAGGAGGAGGGAACCAUUCGGGUUCCGCGGGGUUUGCGGGGCUCAGGACAGCGUCGCAACGCUGUCGUGCCAAGGUCAGCGCGGCGGGGAAGUUCGUCCUCGGAUGUGUCUUCUACGCCUUCUACGCGUCCAUGAUGGUGCUGGGCAUCGUCUACGCCGGGGAUGCUCCGUCGUUCGAGCUGCCUGCCCCCGUUCUCGCCGUGCGAGGAGGACCACGUUCUCAGUGA